Molecule: messenger RNA, 522 nt
Organism: Parnassius apollo (apollo)
Lineage: Eukaryota; Metazoa; Arthropoda; Insecta; Lepidoptera; Papilionidae
Source: the annotation of a GenBank genome assembly
AUGGUAUUAUUACAGAUGAAUCCCCAGCAUACCGUACCUAUGUUAAAAGAUGACGACUUUGUGGUGUGGGACAGCUAUGCGAUUUCUGUGUAUUUGUUGACAAAGUACACUGAUGAUGAUGCUCUUUAUCCGAUUGAACAUAAAAAGAGAGCCUUGAUUGAUCAAAGGCUUCAUUUCGAUUCUGGAGUACUGUUUGUUGCAUUGCGGGCUGCAGUCGAACCUGCCGCGUAUUGGGGCGAGAAUUCGAUAAGACCCGAUGCUCUUAUGAAGAUAAAGAUUGCAUAUGAAUUUACUGAUAAAUUUUUAACCGACAAGUGGCUGGUUGGUGACGAAAUAACAUUGGCUGACAUUUGCUGCGUCGCUACAAUCAGUUCUUUGAACGAACUCGUGCCCAUUGAUUCUGAUUUAUACCCAAAUAUAUUACAAUGGCUAGAACGAUGCAAAGAGGAGGAAUUUUAUAAAAAAGGCAACCAGCCAGGACUGGAGCAGUUUAGCGCAUUGCUUAAAUCCAAGCUGUUUUAA